UUCUUCAAGUCAGUUUCUUUCCUCAUUCAACAGUUUCUCUUCUUCUUCCUCUGCUUAAACGAAACCCUCCAAGAAGUUAAAAAGCUCUCAAGAAUGGCAAACAAACCAAGAACCAGAUGGGUUCUUCCUUACAAGACCAAAAACCUUGAAGACAAUUACUUUCUUGGUCAAGUCCUCGGACAAGGCCAAUUCGGAACCACUUUCCUCUGUACCCAUAAACAGACAGGUCAAAAGCUUGCCUGCAAAUCCAUACCCAAAAGGAAGCUCAUUUGCCAAGAAGAUUACGACGACGUUUUGAGGGAGAUCCAGAUAAUGCAUCACUUGUCUGAAUACCCCAACGUUGUCCGUAUAGAAAGUGCCUACGAGGACACCAAAAGCGUGCAUCUUGUGAUGGAGCUCUGUGAAGGUGGUGAGUUGUUUGAUAGAAUUGUGAAGAGAGGUCAUUACAGUGAGAGAGAAGCUGCUAAGCUUAUCAAGACCAUUGUUGGGGUCGUCGAGGCUUGUCACUCUCUUGGGGUUGUUCAUAGAGAUCUUAAGCCUGAGAAUUUCUUGUUUGCUUCUUGUGAUGAAGAUGCUUCUCUUAAAUCUACCGACUUUGGCCUCUCUGUUUUCUGCAAACCAGGCGAAGCAUUUUCGGAACUCGUUGGUAGUGCCUACUAUGUGGCACCUGAGGUUUUACAUAAGCAUUAUGGCCCUGAAUGUGACGUAUGGAGCGCUGGAGUUAUCCUCUACAUUCUCUUAUGUGGUUUUCCUCCUUUCUGGGCUGAGAGUGAAAUAGGCAUCUUCAGAAAGAUUUUACAGGGAAAGCUGGAGUUUGAGAUCAAUCCUUGGCCUACCAUUUCAGAGAGUGCCAAAGAUCUUAUAACGAAAAUGCUCGAAAGCAAUCCAAAAAAGAGACUAACUGCUCAUCAAGUGUUGUGUCACCCGUGGAUUGUGGAUGAUAAGGUUGCUCCAGAUAAACCUUUGGACUGCGCAGUAGUGUCCCGCCUGAAAAAGUUCUCUGCAAUGAACAAACUUAAGAAGAUGGCUUUGCGGGUGAUUGCAGAGAGACUAUCUGAGGAAGAAAUCGGUGGGCUCAAAGAACUGUUCAAAAUGAUAGACACAGAUAAAAGCGGGACCAUUACAUUUGAAGAGUUAAAAGACAGUAUGAGACGUGUUGGGUCAGAGCUUAUGGAAUCAGAGAUCCAAGAACUCUUGCGUGCGGCUGACGUUGAUGAAAGUGGUACAAUUGACUAUGGAGAGUUCUUAGCUGCAACAAUCCACUUGAACAAGCUGGAGAGAGAGGAGAAUCUAGUAGCUGCAUUCUCUUUCUUUGACAAAGAUGCAAGUGGUUACAUCACUAUCGACGAGCUUCAACAGGCAUGGAAGGAGUUUGGUAUAAAAGAUUCAAAUCUUGAUGAAAUGAUCAAAGACAUUGAUCAAGACAAUGAUGGACAAAUAGACUAUGGAGAAUUUGUGGCAAUGAUGAGGAAAGGAAAUGGCAAUGGAGGAUGGAUUGGUCGGAGAACUAUGAGGAACACUCUCAACUUUGAAACUGCUCUUCUUGAUAUGACUCAAUGAAUGUCUAAAGUACUCAUUUUAGUGAAAAUAUUUUAGAGACUUAUGUAGCAAAAUAUUUCAUAUGAUAGAACUGGCUGUUUCUGCUUUAU
This is a messenger RNA of Arabidopsis arenosa, 1649 nucleotides long. NCBI's taxonomy places the organism in Eukaryota, Viridiplantae, Streptophyta, Magnoliopsida, Brassicales, Brassicaceae. The record is from the annotation of a GenBank genome assembly.